AUGACACAAGACUACGACAAUAAAAGACCCGUGUUGGUUCUUCAGAAUGACUCUCUCUACUCUCAGAGACGUCCUUACACCAGUGAAGAUGAGGCCUGGAAAACCUUUCUUGAAAAUCCCCUUACAGCAGCUACCAAAGCUAUGAUGAGCAUCAAUGGUGAUGAAGACAGCGCAGCUGCCCUGGGACUGCUGUAUGAUUACUACAAGGUUCCAAGGGAGAGGAGAUCUUCGACAGCUAAACCAGAGGUCGAACAUCCUGACCAAGAUCAUAGCAAAAGGAACAGCAUCCCAAAUGUGACAGAACAGUCACUCAUUUCUGCUGGAGAAAACAGAGUCCAGGUUCUGAAAAAUGUGCCUUUCAAUAUUGUCCUUCCACACACGCCCCAGAUGGGCAUGGAUAAGAGAGGCCACCUUACAACCCCGGACACGACGGUCACUGUUUCAAUUGCCACGAUGCCCACCCAUUCCAUCAAGACGGAGACACAGCCCCAUGGCUUUGCAGUGGGCAUCCCACCAAGUGUCUACCAUCCUGAGCCCCCUGAGCGGGUGGUGGUCUUUGACAGGAACCUCAACCCCGACCAGUUCAGUUCCAACACCCAGCCUCAAAACUCCCAGAGGCGAACGCCAGACUCCACCUUCUCAGAGACUUUCAAGGAGGGCGUGCAAGAGGUGUUCUUUCCUACUGAACUGAAUCUCCGGAUGGCCAACAUGAAUUCAGAAGAUUAUGUUUUUGACAGCAUUUCUGGGAAUAACUUUGAAUACACUCUGGAAGCCUCCAAGUCCCUCCGACAGAAGCCUGGGGACAGCACGAUGACUUACCUGAAUAAAGGUCAAUUUUACCCCAUCACACUGAAAGAAGUCAGCAGCAGUGAAGGAAUCCAUCACCCCAUCAGUAAAGUCCGAAGUGUCAUCAUGGUCGUGUUUGCUGAAGACAAAACGAGGGAAGAUCAGCUCCGGCACUGGAAGUACUGGCACUCAAGACAGCACACAGCCAAACAAAGAUGCAUUGACAUAGCUGACUACAAGGAGAGCUUCAACACCAUCAGUAACAUUGAGGAGAUCGCGUACAAUGCCAUAUCCUUCACUUGGGACAUCAAUGAGGAAGCCAAGGUUUUCAUUUCUGUGAACUGCCUCAGCACAGAUUUCUCUUCUCAGAAGGGAGUUAAAGGCCUGCCCCUGAAUCUUCAGAUCGACACCUAUAGCUACAACAACAGGAGUAACAAACCUGUCCAUAGAGCCUACUGCCAGAUUAAAGUCUUCUGUGACAAGGGAGCAGAGAGGAAGAUCAGGGAUGAAGAGCGAAAGCAAAGCAAAAGAAAAGGCAAGUGCACUGACCCCAGCUCUCAGUUGAAUGCCUUUUCUGAUGUCAAAGUGCCCAUGCUUCCCUCGCACAAACGUACGGACAUCACCAUCUUCAAGCCCUUCAUGGAUCUGGACACUCAGCCUGUCCUUUUCAUUCCUGAUGUUCACUUUGCAAAUCUUCAGCGUGGGGCUCAUGUCCUUCCUGUUGCUUCAGAAGAACUGGAGGGUGAAAGCUCCAACCUGAAGAGAGGAGCCUAUAUUGAAGAGGACUUUAUCGCUGCUCCAAAUAAGAUGGCCAGAAUAGAAGAACCCAAAAGAGUGUUGCUGUAUGUCCGAAAAGAGUCGGAGGAAGUCUUUGAUGCACUGAUGUUAAAGACACCAUCUCUGAAAGGUCUAAUGGAAGCGAUAUCUGACAAGUAUGACGUGCCUUUUGAUAAAAUAGGAAAAAUCUUCAAAAAAUGUAAGAAAGGAAUUCUGGUCAACAUGGACGAUAACAUCGUGAAACACUAUUCUAAUGAAGAUACCUUCCAGUUGCAGAUUGAAGAAGUUGGAGGAUCUUACAAGCUCACUCUGACCGAGAUCUAAGAUCACAGAUCCUCUGUGGAUUUUAAACAAAGGUCUCAAGUGAACAUUUUCCCAUAAUUUAGUAUGUUGGGCAAAACACUAAUCACCUUCUCCAGAAGAAAGCCAGGUGUUGACUUGUUCUGGGGAGCAGAGCAGCGGUUUUGCUUAAUAUAUUUGUGUUUGUUCUUUCCAAAGAACAUUGUCGUGCUCAUGACCUUAUUUGCACUUGAAAUGAGCGAGCAAAGAUCAGCAAUUAAAUAAGAGAGCAUGUAUAAAACACUAGUAAAUACAGGAGGGGAAAUCUCCUGGAAGGUGGCCUUUUAGAGUGGUGAUAUCUUAUUUAUCCAUUUGGUAGCCAUGUUUGAGCCCGUUAUCAGCUAAGACCAUUUUAUUGGAGUGUUUUCUGCUAGGUAGAACUGCAAAACUACUAAUUGAUACUAGUAGGAAUUGCAUGCAGGUUGGAGAAAAGUCUUUCUAAUGUUUACUCGUGAACAGGGCAGACUGUUGAAAUCACUUGUGUCAUUGGGGGGAAUGUAAAACUGCCUUGCUUAUGAAGAACUCGCCUUAGUAACUGUGUGAACUCUCAUCAGAUGAAGCUAUAUUGUAUAUAAGUGCAAUAUAUUUUUGAAGGUCUGUAAAUGUGUACAUACAACUGAUAUAUAAUAUAUAUAAAAUAUGGUGUUCUGUAUAUACCGUGAAUAUAUGCAAUGAAGCCCAUCUAAAGGAUGCCAUAUACAGAGAAAACAGAUAUUUAACAUAUCUAUUUAAAAAUGGACAAACCUUUAACACGCACCAAAGGUGAGCACACGUUUGUACGUUCAUAGAAGGCACAAGAGACCUGCUUGUUCAACAUGGAUCUCCCUGUGUGGAAGGAAAAGGUACUGGUUCUUUCCCAAACCCUCCUGCGCAGCCAGGCAAUGGCAGUCCUGGCUUCUCAUGGGACCUUUAGCCUUGGAACCACUGUGUACUGCUGCCCUGGGAGGUCAUUUGGGCUGAGUUCGAGAGCUGGGUUCCAAGAAGAGCUGAGCAGAUGCAGUUUCCUGGAAAUCUCACAUCUCGGGGUCAGGAAGAAGGUCUCCUGGAGGGUGGAUGCUUUUUUCUGUAGCAGUGUAGUGCCCGCAACAGCAGCUCGAGCUGGAUGAACCCAUGGCUUGGAGCCAGCUUGCAAGGUCUAGGAUGUCGACAGCUGGAAGUUCACAGGCAAGGCUUUUGACAGAGGAGGGUGGCAUCCCAGCGCAGCAGGCCAAGUCUUAGCAGGGAAUGGGGGCUUGUAACUGCUUCCUCUGAUGUACCUGCAUUGCAUUGACCCGUUGUUGAGGUGGAGAAAUCAAAAGGGCAGGUGGUAGCAGGCACUCUGAGCAUAGCCCCAGAUACUGCUCACCAUUAGAGCGUACAGUAUUUACUCAUCAUGUGCAUGUGCUUAUGAAGAAAGGCACCCUCUGGAUAGCAGCAAGUGAGAGAGAAACAUUUAAACAGCAGCACUUGGCUGCAAGGCAGAAACCUGCAUUACAGGGCAAGCAGAUGAGCAUGAGUACCAGGUUCAGUGUCAAUGCUUUUGUUAGGGAUCUGGAUAAUAAGAGAGGUUUAUAACGUCUUCAGGCAGCACAAAGCUGCGUGUGCCUCACCUAGGAUGUGAAGGUCAAUCUGGAUAGGCUGGAUAAAUAGUCUGAAAAGUGGGAUAUGAUUCUACUUCAUGGUUAAUGAUUCUACUUAAUAGUUAACAUAUCGUAAGUGAAUGUUGUUCAGCUGCAUCAUGUUGCUGUUUGGAAGAGGGAGGCAAAUGCCAGGUUGAGUUGAUAAAUGGGAGCAUGGCCUGCAAGAAAUGGGAGAGCCGCCUUUUGCUCUACCUGGUGUUGCUGAGGCCUCUGCUGGAGCGCUGUGCCCUUCCAGCAGAGCCACCUCCUGUCCGGUGUCCCAGCGAGGCCAGAGCACGGGCUUCCAAGGAGGAGGGGCUGGGUGAGGUGCCGGGAGAGGAGUCAUCUCCAGAAGGGAGGAUGCAGGUGAGAGGAGCAGCCUCCCAGCACGUGGAAGUGUUCUCCCGGUCCAUCACAAGCGCAAUGAGAAGUAUUGGGUGUAAACUGCAGAGGUUCAGGGUAGGUGUAGAAGUGGUUUUCUCUGGUGAGCAGUGCAGGUUGCGCAGGGAGGCAUCAGGGGUCUUCACAGCCAGGCUGGGCAAAGCUGUCUGCACUGUCACAGUGUAAUUGAUCCUCCCUUGGUGCUGUGACCAGGUGCCCACUUGAAGUCCCUCCCCACCGUAUUUUUUUAACGAUUUAUAUGGAAUACAGUAUUUUGGGAUUUGUGUUCAGACCACUCCUGAGCUGGUUCAUAGACCACUCCAUUCCCCCCUCCUCCUCCGCUGACGGGCCCCACAGAGGCAUGCCAACGCUCUGGGCACCGUGUGCUCCCUUCUUUGCUCUGUGGCGGGAGUUAAGCAGACUCCACAUGGAUGCAUCCACGACUGUGGGCUUGAAGGUGAAGCAGAGAAGCCAGCGUGCAGCACGGCGCUGAAGAGACUGGCCAACAGAUGCCACUCCGUACAGGAAUCCACCAGCAGAGCAGCCACAGGACUUGCACCCAGCCAACACCAACCCCACUGCUUGGGCUCCCCGUCAUCAGCCACGGGAACACUGUUACUACGGCAAGGGAAUUUUUUUAAAACCUGAUAUAUAGAAUACUUAUAUAUAUUUACACAUUUUUAUUGAAAAUGGAAGUUUUAUUACAGAAACUCAGUCUAGGGUCAGGGAAGUAGAUUUAGAGUCUCUAUAGAGGUAAGAUUGACAUGAAUGUUAUUUCUUUUUACUGCUUAAUGAAGUAUGUGAACUAAAUCUGACGAUUGUUUUCCACUCUAAGAUAUUCUGGGACACGGGUCUUGUAACAGUAGCAGCAAUGUCAUGUAUGUGUUAUGAAACUGAUUUUUUUUUUUUUGUUUGUUUUGCCUGCUGUUUUUUAAUUGAAAAUGUAUUUUAAACCAAGCUAUUAAAUUUUAUAUGUUCAUUUCUAA
This is a messenger RNA of Strigops habroptila (Kakapo), 4867 nucleotides long. RefSeq names its product grainyhead like transcription factor 1 (gene GRHL1). Gene Ontology annotation, molecular function: RNA polymerase II cis-regulatory region sequence-specific DNA binding; DNA-binding transcription activator activity, RNA polymerase II-specific. NCBI's taxonomy places the organism in Eukaryota, Metazoa, Chordata, Aves, Psittaciformes, Psittacidae. The coding region runs from base 1 to 1887 and encodes 628 amino acids. The record is from RefSeq and is a predicted model, not a curated record. Gene Ontology annotation, cellular component: nucleus. Gene Ontology annotation, biological process: regulation of transcription by RNA polymerase II. The transcript is spliced from 16 exons.